AUGGAACAGUUCCCUGAAUUAAAGAAUGACUUGAUUCUGCGAGCAGCUCGUGGAGAAAAGACUGAACGAGUACCUGUCUGGAUUAUGCGACAAGCUGGUCGAUACUUGCCAGAAUUCCGAGAAACACGAGCAACAACCGAAUUCUUCACCGUAUGCCAAACUCCAGCACUAGCAACUCGAGUAACUCUCCAACCAAUCGAACGAUUCGGUGACUUACUCGACGCCGCAAUCAUCUUCUCCGACAUUCUCGUAAUCCCUCAAGCUCUAGGCAUGGAAUGUCAAAUGCUACCUGGUGUAGGCCCACACUUCCCAGCUCCUAUCCGACAAGUAUCUGAUCUAGAAAAGCUAAACAAAAAUGUCGACGUAAAUAAGGAACUGGGCUAUGUGUUUGAGGCAUUGACCAUGACGCGACAUGAGUUGAAGGGACAGUGUCCAUUGUUUGGAUUUGCUGGUGCUCCGUGGACUUGUAUGGCUUAUAUGAUUGAAGGCGGUGGAAGUAAGAAUCUGGCUAAAGCUAAAGGAUUCUUGUAUAAUCAUCCAGACGAGAGUCAUCAGUUGUUACAGCUUAUAACGGACGUAACCAUCAAUUAUCUGGUUGGCCAGAUCAAGGCUGGUGCUCAGAUCGUUCAAGUGUUUGAUUCAAACGCCGGUGAACUAUCACCACAUGUCUUCAAAAAAUUCUCACUCCCAUAUCUCCGUCAAAUAUCCAAAGACGUCAAGGCAAAACUGACUGCCAUGUCAAUAAAACCAGUACCAAUGAUUGUAUUCGCCAAAGGAGCCCAUUUCGCUCUCGAAGAGCUGACGGAGUCGCAUUACGAUGUGGUAUCAUUGGAUUGGACGUUAGAUCCAAGUAAAGUCCGUAAAGUGACUACAGAUAAAGUCACUUUACAGGGUAAUGCUGACCCCAUAUUGUUGUUUGCGGAUCGAGACACGAUUCGGGCUGAAGUGAAAUUGAUGCUGGAGGCAUUUGGUACGCAACGAUAUAUAGCUAAUUUGGGGCAUGGGAUGCUUCCAGAUCACAGCCCGGAGCAUCUCAAAUGGUAUCUCGAAGCUAUUCGUGAUAUAUCUCUAGAGAUGAAUGCCAAAAACUAA
Molecule: messenger RNA, 1092 nt
Organism: Synchytrium microbalum
Lineage: Eukaryota; Fungi; Chytridiomycota; Chytridiomycetes; Synchytriales; Synchytriaceae
Gene: HEM12
Product: uroporphyrinogen decarboxylase
Exons: 5
Coding region: 1-1092 (363 amino acids)
Biological process (GO): heme biosynthetic process
Cellular component (GO): cytosol
Molecular function (GO): uroporphyrinogen decarboxylase activity
Source: RefSeq, a predicted model, not a curated record